CCCAGAUUACUAUUAGAAGAUAUUUCAUUAUUUUCUUUCUUUCCCUCUCCUGGUUUUCUUAAGUUGAUGGAUAACGAGUCAGAAAAGGGCGAGAAGUAACAGGAAUGUGGCAAAUCGAGCUAAGUUGAAGAUGCUUCAUCAUAUUGGUAGCAAGCCUGUUCGUGAGAUCAUUUAUCAAAAGGGCAAAAAAGAUGGCAACCCACCAGAUUUGGCAACAAUUUUCUUUAAGACCCGUAAGAAAGAUAACAAGCUUGUUGAACCUGAAGCAAUUGAAAAACAUGCUCAAAUCAAAGAAAUAAUUCAAGCAGAUCCAUCUCUACCUAGCAUAGAGAUUGUAGAAAAAUGUUGUGGACCUCAAACUCGUAGCCAUGUGUUUGGAUUUAGGGGUGGAGUGAAGGCGAAAGACUUGAAAGGUGGAACUUCUUCAAAGGCUGAAUUACUGUCCGCGCUACGUUCAACUCGAGAAGAAAACAAAUCUUUGAAUGAGGAAAACAAAUCCUUGAAUGAGCGCUUGUCUACCUUAGAAGAUGAGAUGAAAGAAAUGAGGAAAAUAAGAGAGUACUUUGCUUCUCAACAAUCAUAUGUCCCGCUUACGACGACAUCGACCGUUUCAACUGAGUGACCACUGUUUUUGUCUGCUGACCAACCUUGUUGAUGUUGCUGGAUAACACCUGGUGAAUUUAGACUGCUUUUGGGGUUUUAAAGACUGAAGCUACAAGUCAAGAUUCAUGUUUAGAAUAUGCACAAGCUCAUUAUUAUUUUGCUAAAUAUUAUACAAAACUUGAUAUCAUAGUCUAGCUCAGGAUGAUAGCUAUAUUUUUUUGUUGAGGUGUUGAUAAAACAUAGAAAGUAACAUCAUCAUGGGAUUUGACCUUGAUAUCUGAUCUUUUUAUAUCUAGAUUUUUCAAUAACAAUUUGAUAUUGAUUGAUAAAACUUA
This is a messenger RNA of Nicotiana tabacum (common tobacco), 938 nucleotides long. RefSeq lists its product as uncharacterized. The record is from RefSeq and is a predicted model, not a curated record. NCBI's taxonomy places the organism in Eukaryota, Viridiplantae, Streptophyta, Magnoliopsida, Solanales, Solanaceae.